Molecule: messenger RNA, 531 nt
Organism: Glycine soja
Lineage: Eukaryota; Viridiplantae; Streptophyta; Magnoliopsida; Fabales; Fabaceae
Exons: 8
Coding region: 1-531 (176 amino acids)
Source: RefSeq, a predicted model, not a curated record
AUGGCGUUUUUCGACGACUGCAAGAAGAAUGUGUCAGUUGCACUCAUCGACAUGCAUAGUUGCAGCCUUGAAGCUAAAAUUAAAAUGAACCUAGAUGCUCAAGUUGUGGAACAGGUUGCUGAAGUUAAGAAGCCAGAGAGGAAGAAGCCCAAAUCCAAAGAGCCUAUGGUAAAAAAGGCUAAAGUUGAGAAGGGGAAGAAGGUCAAGGAUCCUAACAUGCCUAUGCGUCCUCCCACAACCUUCUUUGCAUUCUUAUUGAUGCGAACUAGUUUCCUUGCAGGGGUUGACAAUUGUUACUCAUAUUCACAAUAUCCAUACUAUCCCGGGCAGAGAGUAAAGGUUAAUACCUCCACAGCUUCUAAACCGGCUAGAUGGCUGGGUGGCACCUGGAAAGACAAUCAUGAUGAAGGUGCUCUUCUAAGAGACAAACAACUGGAUGAAAAUCUCAGUGAUCAUAACUUGCACUUUGUGGAAUCUCCUGCAUUGGCUCCACCAGAAGUUCAAAUUGAUUUUGCUGCACAGCAACAAUAA